GUUGAUUCCGUCAAAAGUCCAAUAUAUCUUCCAAUUCCAAACUAUUUUUUCUUCUCAUUUUCAUUCACUUAGCCUCCUAUACCACAAGGUAACCCCCGUCAACCUAGUACACACGUUCUUUUGCUCUUUUUCUCCUAUAUUCCUGUCUCAUUACUUUUCCAACAUUCUAAUUAUAUAACCCUUCCUAAAUUCAUGAUUUACCUAUCAUUAACUAUUCAAAUCAUUCAUUACCUUCUUUUCUGCACUUCACGUUCUUGAUUCAAUUUUUUCUUUUGUUUCAUCAAUUCCUUUUCCAACAACACCACCAAAUCCAUGAUAGCCUGUGAUCAUAUAAAUUCUCAACGUUCAAAUGAUGCAACAGCAGCAUCGUAUGGAGCAAUAUGAUAGCAAGUUGAGUCAAACUAAGGAGCAGAUGAGUAAAAUGGAAGAAGAAAAAGGUCGAGCUAUCAAUGAGCUCAUAGAAAUGAAAAAGGUAGCUGAGAAAACCAAUGACAUGAUUGAUGAAGUAAUUGCCGCAAAGAAGGUUUCAGAACCAAAAAACAACCAUAGUGAAAUAUCAUUAAAACAUGAACAACAAUUGUCGGAGAAAGAUGUUUUGUUGUCUGAGUACAAGAGGAAACUUCAAGAAUCAGAGGCAGAAUUGGAAAAAAGAAAAGAAUCAGAAGCCAAUUUGUUUGAUACAUUGGUGAUGCAAACAAAACAGCUAGAACAUAAUAAGGUUUUACUUGAAGAGUCAAAGCUUGAAAUUGGUUCUCUUGAAGAAAAAUUAAAGACACUUCAAUUAGGCGAAAACAAAAUCAAAGAUUUAGAGGAUAAGAAAGUAACUGAGAAAGAGUUGCCAAAGAUCAAGGUAAAGGAAACUCAAAAGGGUGUUGGAGAGGGACAAUCUAUGAAGGCGGAAAAUUUAAUUGAACAAUUGAAUAUGCUUAAGAGCGAAUUGAAAUCAGCAACAAAAGCGGAAGAGAAUAGCAAGAAAGCAAUGGACGAUUUAGCAUUCGCACUAAAAGAAGUGGCAACAGAAGCUAACCAAGUGAAAACAAAACUAACCUUAAGUCAAGUUGAACUAGAACACACAAAAGGCGACGCUGAGCGUUGGAAAACGAUGUUAGAAAGCACAGAAGAGAAGUACAAAGAGCUUCUAGACGCGACAAGAAAAGAAGCUGAGAGGUUCAAAAACACCGCGGAGAGAUUGAGAUUAGAAGCUGAAGAAUCACUUUUAGCAUGGAAUGGAAAAGAAACUGAGUUUGUUACUUGUAUUAAAAGAGCUGAUGAGGAAAGGUUGCUUGCACAACAAGAAACAUCAAGAUUACUAGAUUUGCUUCAAGAAGCUGAGAGUAAAACAAAAGUUUCAAAGGAAGAGAAUCAAAAAUUGCGCGACAUACUAAAACAAGCUCUGAAUGAAGCUAAUGUUGCGAAAGAAGCUUCCGAAAUUGCAAAAGCUGAAAAUGGUAGAUUACAAGAUAGUCUGAGUUUGCUUGUUCAUGAGAAUGAGAUGUUGAAAAUUCAUGAAGCUGCAUCAUUUGAGAAUAUCAAAGAGUUGAAGAAAAUGCUAUCAGAAACAUCAACCAAAGAGUUUCGAAUCGAAGAUUUAGAGAAAUAUUUAACAACAAAGGAAGGUACAAAAACAAAGGGGCAUCAUCAUCACUCAGGAGAACAACAUCAUAAGGAGCCUAAAGAAUCAAAAAGUUUAAGCAAAACUUUUAGUCUUAAUAUAAAAGACAUGAUAACACCACAUAAGCAGCAACACAAAGGGGGGAAUAAUGAAGAGGUUGUUAAUAAAGAAAUUAUUGUAGAAGAUGAUACACUAAAGGGUUCAAUAUUUGAUGAAGUGGAGGACGAUUCACCUGAUUCAGAAACACAUGUUGAAAUGGGAAUUCAUGAAGAUUUUGAUCAUUUAGAUGAAUCACAUUUUGAUGAUUCUGAGGCUGAUAGAAACAACAGAAAAAGUAAAGCAUUGCUGAGAAGAUUUGGUGAUCUUAUAAGGAGAAAAAGUACUACUACUGCUACUAAUAAUAAUACCCGAAAAGAACUUCCCAAUGAAGAACAUCUACAAACGUAAUGCAAAUUACACAGUGACUAAAUACAAUUAGACUGUAAUACUGUUCAUAUUGUUUUACUUUGUGCAUUUGUUUAAUGUGUACAUAAUUUUUGUUUAAAAAAAAUGUGUACAUAAUUUCACAGAUUAUACGUACACCUAUUUUGAGA
Messenger RNA from Medicago truncatula (barrel medic), 2205 nucleotides. Its product is annotated as WEB family protein At4g27595, chloroplastic. The record is from RefSeq and is a predicted model, not a curated record. The transcript has 2 exons. Lineage: Eukaryota; Viridiplantae; Streptophyta; Magnoliopsida; Fabales; Fabaceae. Bases 350 to 2059 code for a protein of 569 amino acids.